GAUUGUUAUAGGUGGUCCAUACACACGCGGUCCACUUCUUGUUUAUGAAUUUUACACAUCGCGUGAAAAACCCAGCCCAACCACUAUCCCUCCUGUUUUUCUGGGUAUAUAAGAACCUUUUUGCAACGAUUUAACACAACACUACCACAGUGUGUCUUAAAGUAUUCAGUUCUUUGUGACUACAAAAAGAAAUUUUUUGUAAAUUUAAAAAAAAUGAAAUUCUUGAUUGUUGUACUUGCCAUUAUUGGGGCUUCACUAGCUGAAGACGCAGCUCCCGCCAAAGAAAAACGGGGUAUUCUUGGAGGUUACGGAUAUGGUGGAGUUGGUUUAGGUGUCGGCCAUGGAAUUGGAUAUUCAACUCCUAUUGUAGCUGCUCCAGUAGUUGCCGCCCCGGUUAGUUAUGGAUAUCAUGGAUAUCCAAGUGUUUCAUACGGAGGAUAUCAUGGUUUGGGUUACGGGGGAUACAGUGGAUAUGGUGGAUACGGCGGAUAUGGUGGAUACCAUGGUGGAUUAGGUUUGGGAGUUAGUGCUAUUAAGACCUACAGCGCUCCAAUCAUCACGAAAGCUUAUGCUGCUCCCGUUUCUUAUGGUGGAUAUGGUUAUGGUGGAUACUCCGGAUACAGCCCCUAUGGUGGUUAUGGAUACAGCAAGUAUUGGUAAAUUAAACGUGGAUUUUUAAAUAUCGAUCAUCCCAAAAAUUUGUUUAGAAUUUAAGUGAAUAAGUUUUUCUUUUCUAUUUAAGAAAUGAUUUGUAUAUAAAAAUGAAAGAAAAUAAAAAAUAUGUUUAGACGAAUUUUAAACGCCUUUAA
Molecule: messenger RNA, 809 nt
Organism: Onthophagus taurus
Lineage: Eukaryota; Metazoa; Arthropoda; Insecta; Coleoptera; Scarabaeidae
Product: glycine-rich protein-like
Source: RefSeq, a predicted model, not a curated record